GAGUUGUCAGAUAUUGAAAACGAUCUGCGUUAUCAUUAUUCGUCAUACAGGUACAACAAAUCGACGGAAAUCAGAUAACACCACAAGCAUUACAAACACAUUUAUCUUGUGACAUAUGUUAUCUCAGUUUCAAUUUUAAGUUAUUAUUGUUAUGAAGAUUCGCGGUGGAGUUGUUGUUACAUAAUGUUAUAUCGGUGGGAGUUUGAAACCGUCAUUUAAAUAUCAGACAUCUAAAAGACGUUCCAUCAAAGACAGAAUCAGUGUGUAAUAGGUAACGGGCAUACACGCUAUUUGUUGAAUUUAUACUUACAAGCUUGAAUGUAUAAACGGGAAACCGCAUUGACACACUUGUGCAAAUUUACUGAAUUGACGUGACCAUAUCAUCUUGGCAAUGAAGAUCUAUGCAGUUAAAGUGUGAGUUAAAAUGUUAAAACCAUAACAGAUUUUUAUGUACAUGUAUACCAGUAGGUGAUCUGCGAAUCGGAUUGGACAUUACCUGUUAGUUUCCUUCGUCUAUUGAAGAGAAAAAGGUUGCGCUUGACACAGCUUGAAUGUUGAUGUAUUUACAAUAUUUCGUACAAGAUGCAAGGCAAAUCGGCAUUGAACUUCUGCGGGGUGAUCUUCGGAGUCCUGGCAACUAUUGUGCACGUAAUCGGACUCUCGAGUCCCUAUUGGCUGGAGUCUUUCGAAGCAGCGAGGUCAAGAUUUGUGAGGCUAGGUCUAUGGACGGCGUGUUUUGACGAGUUUACGUACGAUAGGGAUCAGCUCGGCAUGACGUACGACGGCUGUGGCUGGAUAUACUCGUACGACUAUAAACCGAUGAUGGGUUGGUUGGUACCCGCUUGGCUUCUGACUGUUCAGGUUAUGAUGACGUCAGCACUAAUUGUGCUAUGUCUUGUUUCUUUGGCGCUUCUCGGAGGGCAGUGUCACAUGUGCGCAAGCAAACAUGACAUCUUGAACCAGGCCAUGAAAGCUGGAGCAAUGUGGAUCUCAUGUAAGACAUUUUUAGUUGCGUUGAUCAGCGCCUCUGUAACGCUGUUCGGAAUCAAGUCUGAUGUGGACCGGCAGUGGUUCCCGCGUCCCGACCAGAACUUCCUGUCCUGGUCGUUCGGUCUUGUCGUCGUCGGCGGUUUCUUCGCCGUUUUUUCGGCCAUGUGUCUGACCUUUGACGUGCUAAGGCUGAGAGACGAGGCGGAGAAGAAGCAACGCAAGGCGACGGAAAUUAAGAUGUACCGAAUCGAAAAACAGAAAUAAAGGUGACAAUAAGGACGCAGAAAUUGUAUGACUCGACCUUAUUAAACGACCCCAUUGGAGAUAACUACGAUACGUCGAGCAACAGAUUACCAGACGAUCACAAAUAGUCGCUACAUUUUACUGCCUUUUUGACUGCCCAGUUGCUUUAAAUGAAUAUGAUUAGCGACAUCAAGUUUUCAUUUUUGGAAGAAGUAAUAUUAGUGUAUAACUUAGCAUAAUACAUGUUUUACUUAGAUAAAUAGUUCAUACACUUUGCUUAGAAUACAAUCAAUUUUAGUAACUGCUCAGUCAGAUUGUAAAAUUAUAGUGAGACUGUUAAAAGUGUAGGUCACCGUGAUAUCAAAUAACUAUAUGCUUCAUAGGCUUAAUGUACACGAAGCGCCUCUAUUUGUAAAAGUAGAAUAUUAAGUGACGUUAAUUAUCGGCGAAUGCUCUACUGUUUACAUAGUAUUCGGACUGUUAACCUUGUUAUGGUUGUCAGUGUGAACUUAAAAUGAUAAGGCAUACAACAAGUCUAGUGGCUAUCAGUUUGAGUAGAUAAUUAGACAUGUUUGUUCUGUGUACAUUUUUUACUUGAUGUAAAAUAAAUAUGUUGUGAUCCUUCAAAAACUUUAUUUAUUUUGUAGUAAUCGUUGUUUUGAAAGCAAAACAAAUUGUCGAUAUUUAAAAAAUAGAACAUUUCGAAAAGUAAUUUAAUUUAUUUGUGUUCGUCAGUGUAAAAAUAUUUCGCUGCAACAAGCUUAAUUUAUCUUUAACGAUAAUAAAUGCGAUAUACCCACAC
Messenger RNA from Dreissena polymorpha, 2035 nucleotides. RefSeq lists its product as uncharacterized. NCBI's taxonomy places the organism in Eukaryota, Metazoa, Mollusca, Bivalvia, Myida, Dreissenidae. Gene Ontology annotation, cellular component: membrane. The transcript has 4 exons. The record is from RefSeq and is a predicted model, not a curated record. Bases 583 to 1254 code for a protein of 223 amino acids.